AUGGGCAGUGGAAUACAAACCUUGCAAGAACCCAAUGUUGACAUCUCUGAUGGAAUGUUCCAUGUGGUUCGCGUGAUUCGUAACAACGCUCAUAUGCAACUACAAGUGGACUCAGAGGAGGUUCGAGAAUACAAGUCAGAAGGCACAAGUGGAAACCACUUUAAUGAAGUGUAUCAAGUCUACGUUGGCUGUGAACCUUCCAGAGCGAUAUCAGACUCAUCAAACUAUGCUGGACCCACUUUCGUAGGAUAUAUCAGUGGUGUAAAUAUUAAUGGUGUAUUUCUGGCAGAUCUGCUAAUGGGCGAAACUAUCAGCGGGAUUUUUUACAAAGAUGGAAAGAACUUGUUAAUAGAUCCAACCUUUACCCCUAAAGUACGACAGAUAUCCAACCUCCCAGCAAAUGACAUGAGUGCUGAACAGCCACAUCAAAGCUCAUCCAAGCCUCUAACACCUCUAGUAGUGGCAAAACCAAAUUGUUACGAUAACGAGGCAAACCUUCGAAAUAAACUUGCUAGUUGCAAACCCCAAAUUCCCAAUGGAAUCAUUAUACCCCAAUGGAAUCUCCCACCUCCCAAGGACACUUCAUCAUCGUUGUCGUACCAGGAAAACUCGUGGAGUUCGCAUCAAAGCAUGACACAACACCACCAGGCACCGCAAACUGAUGAUAAUGAAUUCGUCGUCAAUAAUGGAAGGACCCACUCCACUGAUUCUGGCAAGAUUAUUCCUCCAUGGGGUGAUGAUCGUGCUCCACAAGAUGAUGAAAUUAGAUUCAAUCCUGGUGAUAGUAUUCCAAAUUUGGAGCAGCCUUCAGAAGUUAUGGGUAACAACCCACCAGGCAUCAUCAACUAUUUUCCCUCUCUCUACACAUGGCUCCUAUUGGCUGGAUGUGGUGCAGCUAUCCUCAUAAUUUUCCUUACAGUCGGCUAUGCAGUCUAUAAAUUCCGCCGAAGAAAUGAGGGCUCUUACAAUGUGGAAGAGAAUCGAACUUUCAUCGAUCAGCGAUCAACUUCAACUCUUUCCCCAACACCACUGCUGGCAACUCCGGUUGAACCCUCGACUGAACUAACAACACUUCAACGAUGUACACUAGUUGGAGCCGGGACCCCAAAUAAAGAGUGAUCUCCUGCUUUACUCUGGACAAUUUACUUGAUGAAUAACUCGAAACACAGCUACCUCUUAUGA
Messenger RNA from Rodentolepis nana, 1182 nucleotides. NCBI's taxonomy places the organism in Eukaryota, Metazoa, Platyhelminthes, Cestoda, Cyclophyllidea, Hymenolepididae. The record is from the annotation of a GenBank genome assembly.